CAAAACAACUUUUUGGCAGAAUAAGUUCGGAAAUAAAUUAAAUAAAAAAUAAAUAUAAAGCACCAUGGGUAUGGCUGGUCUGUCGGAAGAUUUCAUAACGUUAACACAAUUAAAUUGUGUCCAACAGUGCAGUGCAUUAAUUUACAGCCCAAAGCCGCGUAACUAUUUAACGGCCGCAGCACUUUUCAGCGUAUAUUGCGGCGUAGUUAUCUAUCGUUCGUAUCGGAAUCAUCAGGCCAAAAUGCAGGCUCGCCGUGAGGCUGCGCUGAUUGCGGCACGCGAGGAAUUGCCAGUCUUCGAGGAGUAUACCGUGGAAGCACCAACUUUGGAGCAGCAGCAUUAUCCAGCCGAGCCAACCGUUCCCGAGCCAGCACACGUUGACGAUCCGGCGAGCGACGAGACAUCUUUACCAGCGGCACCCUAGGCCAACUCGAAGUUCCACUACCCCAAAUAUGUUUCAG
Molecule: messenger RNA, 461 nt
Organism: Drosophila arizonae
Lineage: Eukaryota; Metazoa; Arthropoda; Insecta; Diptera; Drosophilidae
Source: RefSeq, a predicted model, not a curated record